Messenger RNA from Seriola dumerili (greater amberjack), 1303 nucleotides. RefSeq names its product proheparin-binding EGF-like growth factor (gene hbegfa). Gene Ontology annotation, biological process: epidermal growth factor receptor signaling pathway; positive regulation of mitotic nuclear division; positive regulation of cell population proliferation. Bases 212 to 928 code for a protein of 238 amino acids. The transcript has 6 exons. Lineage: Eukaryota; Metazoa; Chordata; Actinopteri; Carangiformes; Carangidae. The record is from RefSeq and is a predicted model, not a curated record.
CUCUCAGGCUCGAACAUCAGAGACGCACCCGCUCUCUGAGGUCGCAAACAGGCGGAAUUCAUUCAUACAAACACAUCGAAAAAAAGAAGCGAAAAAAAAGAAGGAAUAUUUAGAACCGGAACAAGUGGAAGGAAUACGACUUUUAGAUCAUAUUUUUUUCAAUUGAUUUAAACAAAAAAAAAAAGUAAAAGUCACUGGAAGUUUUGACAUCAUGAGGAUUUUCAGUGUUGUGCUCCUGCUGGUUCACGCCUUGGUGGUGUCCAGGCCGGCCAGUGGUGCUGCAGUUGACAGGUAUGAGAGCGACAGGCAGCGGCACACGGCCGUUAUCAACUUUUUGGACACAACCAAAGACAGGAGGGCAGAUGAUGAGAGCAGAAGCGUGGACGCCACAACAGUGGAGUAUGGUCAGGAAGGCGAGGAAGAGGAGUACGAUGAUGAAUACUACUAUGAGGACGAGUAUGAAGAUGGCAUGUCUGGAGACUAUGAAAUGGAACAGCCACGAGUUGCUAUGUCAAGUAAACCCAAAGACCCUUCUGCCAUCCUGGAGACUGAAAGCACUGAAGGAAAGAGGAGGAGAGGAAAGGGAAGAAAGAGGGCAAAGGGCAAGGGAAAGAAGAGGAAUCCAUGCCUGAAGAAGUAUAAGAAUUUCUGCAUUCACGGCACCUGCCAGUACCUGAGGGACAUCCGCGCCCCUUCCUGUGUGUGCCACCCAAACUACUCUGGUGAGAGGUGUGAGUUCAUCACCCUGCCUGUGCAGUCCCCCGAGGGCUACAACCGGACCACAGCUCUGGCCGUGGUGGCGGUGGUGCUGUCGUCCGUCUGCCUCACCAUCAUAGGCCUUUUAUUAAUGCUCAGGUUUCACAAGCGGGGAGCGUAUGAUGUAGAGAAUGAAGAGAAGGUCAAACUAGGGUUAGCGUCCAACCACUGAAGAGACAAAGAGGGGCAAAGAUGCAGAAAUUCUACCUCAAAAUAGAAAAAGAGAAGUGAACCAGGAAAGGAGGUCCUACAGGAAAAAGGAACGUACAUGAAGAAAGGAACAGAGGGUGUUGUCUGCGUGAUCCUCUGCUGGACGUUCAGAUGAACGUACUCCUGCGGACCUCAGAAGUAAAGGGGCCGUCUGAUACUGGAAUACUAAAUGGCCCAGGUGAUGGAGUGGAGACAUGACGAGCAUGAGGUGAUGAACACGAAGGAACGAGAAGAAGAAGGGACAAGUCUAGACUCUGUGCUGCUUCUUGACUGUGUGAAAAGAAAAGUCGUCUCAGACUGAACUGAACAAGAAAAGUUUUUUUUUUUUUUUUUAAAA